Macrosteles quadrilineatus (aster leafhopper) is the source of this 609-nucleotide messenger RNA. RefSeq lists its product as uncharacterized. The transcript is spliced from 2 exons. NCBI's taxonomy places the organism in Eukaryota, Metazoa, Arthropoda, Insecta, Hemiptera, Cicadellidae. The coding region runs from base 1 to 609 and encodes 202 amino acids. The record is from RefSeq and is a predicted model, not a curated record.
AUGACGUUUGAAGAUUCUCAACUAUCCACUUCCACCCUAGCUCCUCCACCAUUGAAGCCUGCUGUAACUUGCUCUUUGCCUCCUCCACCACCCCCUGUCAAACCUGUGAGCUACGGCUACUCUGCAGUUCCAGAUCAACUAAUAACCUACGAAAUGCCAUUGACACCAGUAACUUACAAACCACCAGCCUCGGCUGUCUGCUACGAGUACUCUUACCCAGCUGUGAAACCUGUAGUGCCGAAAUUUCUCAAAACACCGAUUGUACCACUGAAACCAGUCCGGUACAUUACUGCACCCCACUUUCAACAUUCUACUCCAACUCCACUGAAGACUCUCAAGUAUUCAAAAACAGUGCCUGCAGUUAGCUAUGAAUACUUACCUCCGCCCAGUGUGUACUUAACUCCUUCCACCCCGACAGUGAGCUACAAGUAUUCCAUUCCAGCUCCAACAGCAGUUUCCAACGGUUACAAAUCGACCACGUCAAUUCUAAAACCCCUAGUUGAUUUCCCUCCUGUUCAGUUUUUAACUCCCGCUCCUGUUCAUUUUGAAUACUCUACUCCAGUUCCAGACAAAACCUACUACUAUUCAACGACUCCAGUAAGCUAUUAA